This is a messenger RNA of Peromyscus eremicus (cactus mouse), 4295 nucleotides long. RefSeq lists its product as uncharacterized. Gene Ontology annotation, biological process: DNA integration. The transcript has 2 exons. NCBI's taxonomy places the organism in Eukaryota, Metazoa, Chordata, Mammalia, Rodentia, Cricetidae. Bases 761 to 4090 code for a protein of 1109 amino acids. The record is from RefSeq and is a predicted model, not a curated record. Gene Ontology annotation, molecular function: nucleic acid binding; RNA-DNA hybrid ribonuclease activity.
CUUCAGCACUGGAGGAGGUAGUAAUCAUCCCAAAUUUGAAAUGGGAACGAAGUUUGAGGAAAUCAGGCCAUAUACUCCUCAGGAGAUCUCAGAAUUACGGAAAGAUUAUGCCCAAAAUGGACAGAAAGAUGCAGAAUAUAUGUGCCGACUGUGGGAAAAGGGAGCUGACACAGUCAUGUUAACUGAUCUAGAAAUGAGAAAGAUCAGAAACAUAGUAGAGAACCCCUCAGUAUCGGAAGCUCUAGAGCAUGUAAUUGAGACAUCAAAAGGCGAUACACAUCCACUAUUAGAUUGGAUUACUGCAGCUUGGAGAUUUGCAUUUCCAACACUAGACCUCACUCAAUUUGAAUCAGCAGCACAGUGGACAACAUACGCACAAGCCAUAAAACAAUGUAGAAAAUUAGGUAUAUUAUAUUUCAUAUACAACCAGGUACCCACACCUCAAGCCGCACCUUUUACACCACAAUUUAAAAAAAAUCAUUAUUAAAGGAGCUCCAGCACACCUUAAAAUGAGCCUAGCUGGGCCCCUGCAAGCAUGUCAAACCAUCUCAGAUGUCAUGGAAUUCUUUAAAUCUUACAGGGAAAUGGACAUAGACAAGGUAGUAUCAUUUAAUGUUAAUAAGAAACAGGACAAGAAGAAAGUUACACCACGGUUUUCAAACAUAAGACCAUUUGGAAAACCUAAUCAAAUGCCCAUAAGACAGACUGCAAACAAACCAUGGAAUCCGAUUAGAAGGUUGACAGGAAGGAAAAAUAUCCCAUGGAGAGAGACACAGAGCAACCCAUGGAGACAGACAUACCAACCAAAACUUUUUUUAGGCAAUCGAAAUUUCAAACCAAAUUUCAGACCAAAAUUUUUCAAUCAGAACAACCACAGGCCCCCAAGAGCAGGACCCCCCAGACGCUACAUACCAAGACGGACCUGAUCAACCCGGCUGGUAGACCAUUCGUAGCUAUACCUAUAAUAACUAACAAAGGGCCGAGAAUAGUAAAAUGGCUAAUAGAUACAGGUUCUGAAAUUAGUAUAAUAACGGAAUUUACAGAACAUUUUAAAACUGACAAAAGGGUUAUAAUACAGGGAAUAGCAGCAGAAACAGAAGUACCAGUAAUAAAAUUAAGACUCAAAUUAUAUAAUAAGGAAUAUGAGAUUGAAGCAGCUAGUUUCAAUGCACCUUGUAAUAUCCUAGGCAUUAAAGAAAUAAGAAAAUUAUUCCCAGACUUUCUAAAUAAUAAGAGAAUAGCUAAGGUCAGAUGUAAUCUAGCAGAAGUAAAAAUACAACCUAUUAAAUUACCACACACACCCCCGACCUUCACGGCACAAUACCCUAUCAAAGGAGGUAUUAAGGAAAUAACAGAGACUAUACAAACUUUGCUAAAAGAAGGCAUUAUAGAGAAAUCUCAAUCAUUUAAUUAUAACAGCCCGGUAUGGCCGGUGUUGAAACCUAAUGGCAAAUGGAGAUUUACAGUUGACUUCAGGAGAGUAAAUGAAAAAACACCCAAACUUCCAGGACAACUUCCUGAUGUGGAAGACAUCUUUCUUAGAAUUAAAAAUUCAGCUCCAAAGGCAAUGGCAACUAUAGACUUAAGUGAUAUGUUCUUUGGAAUCCCAUUACACCCAACAUCUAGGGAACUUACUACAUUUACAUGGCAAGGACAGCAAUAUCAAUUCUUGAGACUCCCUCAAGGGUAUUUGAACAGUCCUAUUAUUGCACACAACACCUUAACAACUACAUUAAAGAACUUCGAACCAGAAUCAGAAUGUAACAUAUAUACCUAUGUAGAUGAUAUAAUGAUAGUAGGACAAGCCAUUGAAAAAGUACAAAGUACAUUAGAGAAACUAAUUCAACAUUUAAGAAAUGAAGGAUGGACUAUAAACCUAGAAAAAGUAAAUAAAGCAGGAACAGAAGUAAAAUUCUUAGGGGUACAUUGGACUACAGAAGGACCAACAAUACCCGAAACAGUAAUAGAUAAAUUAAAACAAAUUAAGCGACCCCAGAAUAAAACUGAGGUACAACAUCUAAUUGGCCUAUUUGCAUAUUGGAGGCAACAUAUCCCAUACCUACAGAUCAUAUUACAGCCUUUAUAUAAAAUAACAAAGAAAGCACAGGAUUUUGAAUGGGACCAAAACUGUGAAAAUGCCAUUAAACUGGUACUGGAAUAUAUAAACCAGUACAGCCACCUAUAUUAUAUACAGCCCGGUGACCACGUAUUUGUGGACAUCUUGUAUAUGCAGGGCUAUGGUAAUUGGAAUAUAUUUUCAAAAAAUAAAGACAGGGAAACACCAAUAGGCUUCUACUGCAAGAAAUUCCCAUGGUCAGAGAACAAAUAUUCGCUGUUCGAAAGAACCAUAUGGACAGCCUACGAGGCAUUCAGGACAAUCCACUCACUGCUCAAAGAGAACCAUGUGACUCUCCGGUCACAUAUACCCAUUUUGGACUGGGUAAAGGCACCAGGAGAGGCAUGGGCUGGACUACCCAUGGAAGGAAAGGUACUUCAAUGGAAAUGGUACCUUCAGGAGUUCCUUCGAUCAACACCUCUGUCAGCAAAGGGGUCGGUACCAGCGGUAUCGGAGUCGAUACUUCAGUCCGACAGGCCCAUGACUCCAGAGGGAUACAUUUUCCCAACCUCAACCCCUCCCCAGAAACAGGUACCAAUGGGCCAUUGGGGGACUAGAGAGUACGAUCCCUCCCUGGUUAAUGCCUGGUUCACUGAUGGAUCAGCAACUACGGUGAACAACAAAGUGAGAUGGAAAGCAGCCGCCUAUAGACCUGGGGAUGGAAUGGUCAUUACAGACCAGGGCACUGAUAAAUCAGCCCAACAUGCAGAAGUUAUAGCCGCACUAUUGGCGAUAAGACAAACUAUAAAGGACAAUUAUAAACAAAUUUAUUUAUACACCGAUUCAUGGUGUGUGGCAAAUGGCAUAGCAGUAUGGUCAGGUAAAUGGAGAAAUAAUGGAUGGAAAAUUAAUGGUAAAGACAUAUGGUCAAAGGCAGCAUGGCAGGAAUUGGAUGCAGCAAGCAGACUAAUCAAAAUCAUAGUAUACCAUGUCGAUGCACAUACCAAGAAACAGGAUGAGACAAAUAAAAACAAUGAAGUAGUAGACAAACUAGCUUCAGCAUUAAGUAUAAAAUUAAAAGGUGCAUGGAAGGCAAACAUUGAUCCAGAAACAGGAAAAGGUAAAAUACAGAGAGAAUGGAUACAGGUAAGACCAUCAACUAAGGACAUACCUAUAAGUACAGAAGAGAUACUGAAAAUCCAUGAGCAGUUAGGACAUAUAGGUACACAUGCACUAAAAAGUUGGUUCGAUAAAAGAAAUCUUAAGAUAACAUGGCAGACAAUAAGGAAAGCAAUCAAUAGUUGCAACAAUUGCCCAAAGGCUAUGACAAGAUUAACACACAAUUACCAAGGGAUAAUAGGACACCGAAUGGAUUUUAAUAGAAUCCUGCAAAUAGACUUCAUAGGACCGUUAAACAGCUUCAAGGGAAAAUAUUGCUGUACCCUAGUAGACAUAACGACAGGUCUCGGGAUGGCCCGAGAAAGCACACACCCAGAUCAAAACACGACGAUACUUACAGUCUGGGGAUGGUGUGCAGCAUAUGGAACACCAGAUAUAAUACAAUCAGACCAAGGAACUCAUUUCACAGGAGCCAAAACACAAAGAAUGGCUAGAAACUUAAACAUUCAAUGGGACUUCCAUAGAGCCUAUACACCGACAGCAGCCGGAGCAAUAGAAAGAUGGAACGGAAUGAUUAAAAAACAGCUAGAGAUGCAUAAGGGAAUGCCACUGUCAUUAGCAAUAAAAAUAGCAACUUAUGAAUUGAAUACCAGACCCAGAAUAAAUAGGAAGUCACCAAUAGAAGAAGCUAUACAAAAACAACAUACAAUAGAUUAUCCUACAGUUAUAGAUAGAGAAGUAAUAAGGAAUCCUAAUUGCCUUUACAGGAACCGGAAGAAUAACAAAUUAUCCCCAGCAGAAAUAAUAGCACCAGGAACAGGAAACAACGUGUGGAUAACUCAAGAUGUCUUACAGGAAUCAAGUAACAGGAAACCCACUUUGGAAUCCGUCAGGCAGACGCUUCGAUUUACUUAGCAAAAAUGGAAUGAGUAAUUUACUAUAUACCACAUACCAAAAAUAUAUGGAACCAUUGUCUGAUAUUUUCUAUAGAAUAGGUAUAUUAUCUAUGGCAGGAACGAUACAGGGAUGCAAAUACUGCACCCAUAAAUAUGCAAUGUUCUACCUAUCAGAACCAGGUGAGGUAGACAACCUCCCAAUGCUCUUGAUGCACUUAACGUUC